Molecule: messenger RNA, 1057 nt
Organism: Anguilla rostrata (American eel)
Lineage: Eukaryota; Metazoa; Chordata; Actinopteri; Anguilliformes; Anguillidae
Gene: denr
Product: density-regulated protein
Exons: 8
Coding region: 149-742 (197 amino acids)
Biological process (GO): formation of translation preinitiation complex; translation reinitiation
Molecular function (GO): mRNA binding; translation initiation factor activity
Source: RefSeq, a predicted model, not a curated record
ACAAAAAGCCAUGUUUUCGCCGCUGCUGUUGUUUAAGCGAUGCAAAACCGUGAACCACGGUUCGGCAACUUAAACGCUUACAGGUUUACAUGUCUAUGAUGACUGGCUCUUUUCGGGCAGACUGGUUUUAAUCCUACGACUCCAGAUCAUGGCUACUACUGAAAAUGCUGAAUCGGGUUCAGCGGAGACUAGAGUGGAGCGCAGGGCCGCUGACUCAGAUACUAAGUACCCACUGAAAGUGCUUUACUGUGGAGUCUGCUCCCUGCCAACAGAGUACUGUGAGUACAUGCCUGAGCCAGCAAAAUGCAGACAGUGGCUGGAGAAGAACUUUCCAGACGUGUUCGCCAAGAUGUGUGUAGAAAACAGUCAAAAGCAGGAAGCUGGAGAUGGAGAGGCGCCCCCUGCUGUUGAGGAGGAGGAAAAGAAAAAACAGAAAAGAGGUGGCAGAGGUCAGAUCAAACAGAAAAAGAAAACUGUUCCCCAGAAAGUAACGAUCGCAAAAAUCCCACGAGCCAAGAAGAAAUAUGUGACUCGGGUUUGUGGCCUGGCAACCUUUGAUAUCGACCUUAAAGAAGCACAGCGGUUCUUCGCCCAGAAGUUCUCUUGCGGUGCCUCGGUGACGGCAGAGGACGAAAUCAUCAUUCAGGGAGACUUCACAGACGACAUCAUCGACGUCAUUCAAGAAAAGUGGCCUGAGGUGGAUGAUGACAGCAUUGACGACCUCGGCGAGGUGAAGAAGUAGAGACCAGAAACAACCCCCGCCUCCCUCCAUUAACCCCCCCCCCCCCUGCACUUUCAUUAAGGCGUGCACCACAACGUGAACCUGCCGCCCCCGGCCCACUGCAUUAAAAGAAGAGCCAUUUCCUCUCUCUCUCUUAUUUACUGUACAGGAGCUGGGGAGUGGGCCUCCUCCCUGGCUAACACACUUCACUUCUGUAACUUCUAGCUGCUUCUCUCCGUUGCCAAAGGUCUGAUAUGAUUGUGAACUCCUGUAAGACGCUGCACUAAAGCAAUCUUUGGGCUAAUAAAACGAUCAUUUUGGUCUCCUUUGCUCAUC